GGAGUGGGUGAAGCUGAGUUAGCACUUUGCCAACUCCUCUGCAUUAUCACCGCUUUGCCCGGCGGCGCUAAGGAUCGAAGUCAACAAUGGACGAAACACACCCGACGACAACGGCAACGGUAGAACCCUCCUCUGCAUCGGCGUACCUUAAUCCUUCCUACUGGGAUGAGAGGUUUUCGAAGGAGGAGAAAUAUGAAUGGUUCAAAGAAUAUUCUCAUUUUCGUCACAUCAUUCAACCCCAUCUCACACCCAAUUCCUCUGUCCUCGAGCUUGGAUGUGGAAACUCACAAAUGUGUGAUGGCUUGUAUAACGAUGGCACAACCAACAUAACUUGCAUUGACCUUUCUCAUGUUGCUGUUCACAACAUGCAAAAUCGUUUACUUUCUCAAGGAUUCAAAGACAUAAAAGUGAUGCAAGCGGAUAUGCUAGAGCUACCUUUUGACGAUGAGUGUUUUGAUUUGGUUAUCGAGAAAGGAACUAUGGAUGUAUUGUUCGUGGAUAGUGGUGACCCAUGGAAUCCAAAGCCGGAAACUAUGUCCAAGGUCAUGUCCACAUUGAAAGGUGUUCAUAGGGUUUUGAAACCAGAUGGCAUAUUUAUCUCAAUAACUUUUGGCCAGCCACAUUUCAGACGCCCUAUAUUUAAUGCACCGGAUUUCAGCUGGUCUGUUGAGUGGACAACUUUUGGUGAAACUUUUCACUAUUUUGUGUAUGUUCUAAAGAAGGGACAGAGGUCAUCGCAUGAAGAUAUACCACCUGUUAAGAGGAUUGAAGUGCCGCAUUUUAAUCUGUUCCAUGAGGAGUUAGAAAGUGAAGAUUUUGCUUUUCGAAUCAAUGUUGAUGAGUUGAACUCUUAGACAGUAUGUAUGAAAUUUUGUUACUAAUUUUAAAUACUUUACUUUGCUACAAUUUGACCCAUUUACUCUGAAGGAGGUAUGCUAUUGUCUUAAUUGUUAAUUUUAGGUAUACUGAUGUAGCAAAGUAGCAAUUCUAGUUCUAGUUUGUUGAAAACUAAGUGAAAAUAUGUUCAAAUUGCUAUAUGGAAAAGUUUUAUUAUGUUUGGUAUCA
Molecule: messenger RNA, 1065 nt
Organism: Medicago truncatula (barrel medic)
Lineage: Eukaryota; Viridiplantae; Streptophyta; Magnoliopsida; Fabales; Fabaceae
Product: EEF1A lysine methyltransferase 4
Exons: 6
Coding region: 87-854 (255 amino acids)
Source: RefSeq, a predicted model, not a curated record